AUGCACUACCUCCUGCUCUGUGCUCUCAUCUUCCUGCCUGAGACGCCUGCUUUUCCACUACAACAAAGACCACAACCAUGGAGCAUCAUAGACCUUGAGAAAGUAAAGGUAUAUCUUGAUAAAUUCUUUCCAAUUUUGCCAGAAACACAAAGCCUAAGCAUAGAAGAAAGGAUUAAAGAAAUGCAGAAGUUUUUCCAUCUGACUGUAACUGGAAAAUUAGACACAGAAACUGAAGAAAUUAUGACAAUGCCCAGAUGUGGUAUGCCUGACACAGAAUACCCAACAUCUGCUGGAACUCGAAAAUGGGAAAAGACACAUUUAACUUACAAGAUUCUCAGUUACACACAAGACCUACCCAGACGGAAAGUGGAAGAUGCAAUUAGAAGGGCCUUGAUGGUAUGGAGCGAUGUGACUCCACUGCAAUUCCGAAAAGUUGACACAGGCCGUGCGGACAUUGAGAUUAGAUUUGCACGUCGUGAGCAUGGCGAUGGAUCUCCUUUCGAUGGAAGAGGUAGAGUACUGGCUCAUGCAUUUCCACCUGGAAAAGGGCGUAGAGGAGCUGCUCAUUUUGAUGAUGAUGAAAAAUGGUCAGAUGUCAAUCAAGAUAUCAAUUUGUUCCUCAUUGCUGCUCAUGAAUUUGGCCAUUCUUUGGGACUUACUCAUUCCAAUGACCCUGGAGCUCUGAUGUACCCUUACUACUCAUAUCAGAACCCACAAACUUUCAAACUUCCAGCAGAGGACAAGCAAAGAAUUCAGAAGUUAUACGGGAAAAAGCCAUCAAACUCUUGA
Messenger RNA from Zonotrichia leucophrys gambelii, 789 nucleotides. RefSeq names its product matrilysin-like. The transcript is spliced from 6 exons. The record is from RefSeq and is a predicted model, not a curated record. Gene Ontology annotation, molecular function: metalloendopeptidase activity; zinc ion binding. Gene Ontology annotation, biological process: collagen catabolic process; extracellular matrix organization; proteolysis. Gene Ontology annotation, cellular component: extracellular matrix. Lineage: Eukaryota; Metazoa; Chordata; Aves; Passeriformes; Passerellidae. The coding region runs from base 1 to 789 and encodes 262 amino acids.